Molecule: messenger RNA, 2590 nt
Organism: Alosa sapidissima (American shad)
Lineage: Eukaryota; Metazoa; Chordata; Actinopteri; Clupeiformes; Clupeidae
Product: otolith matrix protein
Exons: 9
Coding region: 30-1154 (374 amino acids)
Biological process (GO): iron ion transport
Cellular component (GO): recycling endosome; plasma membrane; early endosome
Source: RefSeq, a predicted model, not a curated record
UUGCAAGCAUUUGGAAGGAUACCUUCCCCAUGGAGAACAUGGACCCCUCUGCCAGGCAUUUUGCUGUUGUAUUUCUCCUGCUUGGACUAGUCAGCGCCUCCAGCCAGAAUAACAUCAUCACAUGGUGUACAGUGACUGAUGCAGAAGAGCAUAAAUGUCUGGAUCUGGCAGGGAACGCUACAGCCAGGAACCUCCGUGGAAAACUACAGUGCACGCGGGGCCUGAGCCCCACCGACUGCAUGCUCAAAAUCAAGAAUGGAUCAGCAGACGCUGCUUCCAUGUACCCUGAUGAGAUCUACACCGCUGGAUUCUGCUAUGGACUUGAACUGGCUGCAGGCGAGUCCUUAAAUGGCGAGGAUGGCAUCAACUACUACGUGGUUGCCCUGGCGCGGCGCUCCUCCAGCGACCUGUCUCUGCUGGAGAUGCACGAGCGCAGCUCCUGUCAUCCCGGCAUCCGCACCACGGUGGGCUGGACCGUGCCCAUCGGCUUCCUGGUCAACACCUCACAGAUCAGUGUGGACGAGCAGUGCAACUUCCCCCACGCGGUGGGGGAUUUCUUCGGGUACAGCUGCGUUCCAGGAGUGAAGGACCCAGAGCAUGACCCCAGGGGGAACAAUCCCAAGAACCUUUGCGAGGCAUGCAUUGGAGAUGAGAAUGACCGACACAUCUGUGUCAACAACCCUCGGGAGCGCCACUUCGGGGAGGCUGGGGCACUCAGAUGUGUGGCAGAGAAUCUCGGGGACGUGGCCUUUGUCAAACACACUACGGUCUUUGAUAACAUGCACGGCAGAAACCAGGAGUCCUGGGCCUUGGACCUGGAGUUGGAGGACUUGAAGCUGCUGUGCCCAGAUGGCAACGAGGCCUCCCCGUUUGAGCACAAGCUAUGCCACCUGGCCGUGGUGCCCACCAACGCAGUGGUGGUACGCGCAGAGGACAAGUGUCGCGUCUACAAGUUCCUGGAACGCGUGCAGAAUGCCUUUGGCAAUGCCACACAGGGUUUUUCUCUGUUCAGCUCGGCGGCGUAUGGAGCGGCGAACGUGCUGUUCAGCGACGCCACCCAGAAGCUUCUGCGGGUGGUGGGCAGCUACACGUCAUGGCUGGGCCCCAGCUACACCACGGUGCUGCAGGCGUUUGAGUGUGAAGGGCUGUGUUGACUGACCGCAGAAUUCUCCAAACCCUUCUCCGUCCUCCAACCACCACCAUCACCACACCCUCACCCCUCCUCCUCCACCGUCGCCCCUCCACCCUGCCCCUGCUCUCCUCCUUUCUUUCUCUCCAUCUCCGCUAAUCCUCAGCAGCCUGCUUAAUGGGCUGCUGUCUCUUCGUAUGUGUGGGCCCAACGCCACCUCUCUCCCUCCGGCUGCACAGCUCUUGUUUCUAGUCCGUUAGUCUUUUUUUUCUGUUUGUGGCUUUGGCAUCUCCUCUUUCUCUGUGACUUACUGUGACAGACUAGCUGUGCCGCUCACGAGCUGUUUGCGCCCCCUCAUGCCCCAAUCGGCAGCCCUCUCUGUGCCUCGCUCUCACGAUUAGAAAAAGGAGAUCACUAUGUCUCAGACAGGAGUCUCACACACACACACACCUCGAAAAGGGAUUAAGAAUCUAUUACUCCAUCCACAAUUUGGCCAACCUGCACUUUUUUAAAUCUGUGCAACUCAACACCCGUCAAUGGUUGUGGUGUCCCUACCGAGUCCAAGGAGAAUGGAUGCUUUUACAUCUCACCUUUCCAUUUACAGGACCCAGUGGGUGGCAUGAAUGUGUUUCUUAAGGGGCUACUGAAAUGAAAGCUUUAAAGUGAGGCUUUUGAUUGGAAACUGAUAAAAAAAAAAAUCCCGACAGUUAAAAGUCAUUAGAAAACUAUGGAACCAAAUAUGGUUGUUCCAUUUUUUGUAUAACUUCUCUGUUAUCCAAAAAAUGGCAACAUGUUAAGUUGACAAAAUAUUGUUCCAAAUUAAUCUGUAAGCGUUAUACAUUCAUUCAAUACACUGAAACACAAUUUACAUUUGACACAAACCUUUAAGAUUAGCCUCCAGUCCUAAGCCAUCCAGCUGUGUUCCUGAGAAAUCAGUGGAUCAGCAUGGAUGCGGCUUAGAAUUGCCCCUAAUUUACAUUCAGUUGUUCAACUCUUCAAUUCUUCAAUCCUAUAAUUCGCCUUGAGUUCUUUGUUGAAAGAUAAAGGUAUGUUAUAUCAAAGUAUUGGUUCUCUCUCCCCCCCCCCCCCCCCCCCCCGCCCCCCUUAAGAAUAGUAUUUGCUUGAAACACAUGUUUUAGCGUUUUGGCUUGCUGUCUGGUGUUGGAUGUUUGAUUUUCUUUCAGAGUAAGUUAGUAGAGUCUCAUUACAGAUCACCUGAAAUUGACAGCUCAAACUCCUCAUCCCCUUAUACUUCCUGUGAAACCCUGAGCAGCUCUUCUCCCUGGAGGAUGUUCUCUGUAGACAGGAUUUGAUGUAUUUGAGAUGUUGUCGAUGCAACAAACUAGGUGCUUUAAGGGUGCUCUCUCCGAACGUUUUCAGGGCUGUUCACAUCACACUGUAUUGACUGACUUGAACAAUGCCUUUGUGUAAAUAUUCUUGCUUUGAAUUCACAGCACAACC